AUGUCCAACAGUACAGUUUGCCCUCCCCAGAAGCUGCACCCCUCCCUCCCCUGGCUGAUGGUGGUCUUCUACCUGGGCGGCUUCCUGCUCAACGGUCUGAGCUUGUUUCUGUUCCGCUCUCGGGCCAUGAAAUGGAACUCGGGCGUGGUGCUGCAGUUUAACCUGGCCAUAAGCGACAUGCUGGUGACCCCGGCCGCCCCACUCAUAGUGCUCUACUCCCUGUGGGACGACUGGCCGUUUGGGGUGUUCCUGUGCCAGCUCAAGGUGUUCCUGCUCAGCGUGCACGUGUACGGAGGCAUCUGCUUCCUGACGCUCAUCAGCAUCCACCGCUGUUCCACCGUGGCCCGGCACCGGGGCACCUCCCAGUCUCGCAUGGCCAACCCUCAGUACGUCCAGCGGCUGUGCGUGGCCGUGUGGGUGGGGCUUCUGCUCCAGGGCCUGCCCUUCUUUGGGCUGCUGGAUACCUGGGUGGACGGCAUGGACAACACCACCAAGUGCCUGAACUUCCACCAGCCCAACAUGAGGGAGCUGUUCUUCGCCUAUAACCUGGCCGUGCUGGUGGUUGGCGUGCUGCUGCCGUUCUGCAUUUUCGGGGCCUGCUACGCCUGGCUGGGCAUCUUCCUGUCCCGGGUGAAGGCCCAGGGGGCGGACAUGAAGGGCCGCGCUGCCAGGGUCAUCGCCGCCUGCAUGUUCAUCUUCACGCUCUGCUACGUACCGCUGCACGUCACGCGCACGGUGGGCGUGACCGUGGCCCUCUUUCACCCUAGCCAGUGUGCGAUGCUGAGUCGCGCCGAGGACUGGUACUACGCCAGCUUCACCGUCUCCGCUGCCAACUGCUGCCUGGACCCGCUGCUCUACUGCUUCUCCUCCCGCCGUUUUCGGCAGGCCCUGGGCGAGAUGCUGCCCGACGUGAGGAAGGUCAGAAUACUGCGGAGCCUCUGCCGGCAGAGCGCAGAGAGGGAGGAGUGCGCCGACAAACCAAACAGCACAGUAGAUACAGGAACAUCAGAUAGGGUUCAUUAG
This is a messenger RNA of Conger conger (European conger), 1023 nucleotides long. RefSeq names its product P2Y purinoceptor 2-like. The coding region runs from base 1 to 1023 and encodes 340 amino acids. The record is from RefSeq and is a predicted model, not a curated record. Gene Ontology annotation, molecular function: G protein-coupled receptor activity. Lineage: Eukaryota; Metazoa; Chordata; Actinopteri; Anguilliformes; Congridae. Gene Ontology annotation, cellular component: plasma membrane. Gene Ontology annotation, biological process: G protein-coupled receptor signaling pathway. The transcript has a single exon.